Pieris macdunnoughi is the source of this 1062-nucleotide messenger RNA. Lineage: Eukaryota; Metazoa; Arthropoda; Insecta; Lepidoptera; Pieridae. The record is from the annotation of a GenBank genome assembly.
AUGUCUCACAAACAAACGCCAUAUAGUCCUAACUUUCCAUCUAGUCAGGGUUAUGCUCCACCAGCAGAAGGAGAAAAAGCAAAUGAAAGUUACCCUAUGAAUCCACAAGUUGGGUAUCCGGGACCACCACCUUCGCUACCCCCAGGAGCUCAACCAUUACCAGGAAUGCAGCAUGGAAUCCAACCAGGUUUCCAGCCUGGCUUUCAACCCGGAUUUGUGCCUGGCUUUCAGCAAGGAUAUGCUCAAGCACAUCCUGCAUAUCCACACGCACUGCCUGCUUAUCCUCAACCACAACCGGGAUAUCCACCUGCACCAAUUGUUCAACAGCCUGGACCAGGCCAAGCUCCGGGUGGAUGGAUGACUAUACCGCAAGGACUCAGCAACUGCCCUCCUGGUUUGGAAUACCUGUCUUUGAUUGACCAAUUACUUAUACAUCAAAAAGUGGAACUUCUGGAGGUGUUUAUUGGUUUUGAAACAAACAAUAAGUACACAGUUAAGAAUGCGUUGGGUCAAAAAGUAUAUUAUGCUGUUGAAGAUAAUGAUUGUUGCACAAGAAAUUGCUGUGGGCGAAUGCGUCCAUUUGAUAUGAAAAUCAUGGACAACUUUCAGAAUGAGGUUAUUCACCUAAAGCGCCCUUUGGCGUGCGAUUCUUGUUGGUGCCCAUGUUGGUUACAAAGCAUGGAAGUAACUGCCCCUCAUGGUACCGUCCUUGGCUCCAUAGAACAAGAGUGGUCAAUCUUUAAGCCCUGCUACGUCAUAAAGAACGCAACAGGAGAAGUUGUCCUUAAAAUCAAAGGGCCAGUUUGUACGCUAUCUAUCUGUGGAGAUGUACAAUUUAAUGUUUACUCGAAAGAUGGUGAGACCAAAGUGGGGAAAAUAACCAAACAGUGGUCGGGUUUGGCCCGUGAAGCCUUCACCGAUUCAGAUUAUUUCGGCAUCACGUUCCCAAUGGAUUUGGAUGUCAGGAUAAAGGCAGUUCUGCUGGGAGCAUGUUUUUUGAUUGACUUCAUGUUCUUCGAAAAGUCCGGUAAUCUAGAACAAGAUGGGCCAGGUAUGAUGUAA